This is a messenger RNA of Spathaspora passalidarum NRRL Y-27907, 1198 nucleotides long. RefSeq lists its product as uncharacterized. NCBI's taxonomy places the organism in Eukaryota, Fungi, Ascomycota, Pichiomycetes, Serinales, Debaryomycetaceae. The transcript has a single exon. The record is from RefSeq and is a predicted model, not a curated record. The coding region runs from base 464 to 1159 and encodes 231 amino acids.
ACAUAAUCAAAUGAGCAUGCAAAUAUCCAAUAUAUCGAACGACACUAUUAUUCCUAUUGACGAAUUUCAGAUUGACUAUAGUGAGUUAAUACAAGAUGAUGCACAAGACCAUAUAAAUGAAGCAGAAGAAUACAAUCACACAGGCACAUCUCUUCUGAGGAUAUCACUACCUCCAAACACGUCACAUCAUAACCAAGUCACGAAUGAAUUGUUUCAAGUUACCAAUAGAGAAAGCUGGAAUUCAACACUAAGAUCCAGAGAAGGUAUCAAUAACUUCUUGUUUGGCUCUUCGGCAUUGAAGAAUGACAAAGUAAAAAAGAUGAUGCAAAACAUCAGCAGUGAAAAGGAAAAACAAUUAGAAGACAACGACUAUGAAUUGGAUGAUGUGGUUAGGGUGGGGUUCUAUCGAGGGAAUAUCAGACGACAAUUCAAUGUCGAUAAUAACGAAAAAAUAGAUAAACAUAUGGAUAACUAUUUAGGUCCUUCUAAACAAAUGAAUCAAGAAAAUAAAGAAAAUCAAUAUCCUGAACCACUCAAAGCAAAACGAGGAUUUAGUAUAACCAAACCUUUAUCCAAUAGAAAUUCUUCCAUCCCAAUCCUCAAACCAAUACACCAAAAUGCCAAAACCCAAAAACUUGAAUCAUUUCUUCGAAACAGCUUACUAAAAUCUCCAAAAAGAAUAUGUUCUCCCAGUCACCGAAUAAUUGCACAACCGGGAAAGUCUGUGCUUAGACGGAAUGGACCUGCGUUUGUGGUGGAAUCACUGACAGGGCUAAUUAAUGAAGCUACCAAGUUUGGUACAGAAUUGAAUACAGCAAAUUGUGAGGGGUUCCCAUUUCCAGAAACUGAAUCAGAGAUUGUCCAAAUUCCUACCAAUGAGGACAAUUUAAAUAAAAUGGCAAUAAUAAGAAUGAUUAAGAAUAAACAAGCAACCAAUAAUGACAAAGUAAGACAAGACCGAUCUGGGUUUUAUAACGAAUCAGAAUUUAAAGAGUACAGGGAAAAUCGUGCGCAAGCACUAAGUGAAUCUACUGAAGGUGUGCAACUUGUUAGUCAGAAUAUAAACAGUAUUCAACAAGAUCGUCCGACAUUUCAAUUACAAAAAGGAUCUAAACAAUCUAAGAAAUCCGUCAAAUGGGCAGAUAAUCUAGAAUGGUAAAUAGACUAAAAAAACUUUUCAAUAUACAACGUUACAUUG